Molecule: messenger RNA, 396 nt
Organism: Solanum lycopersicum (tomato)
Lineage: Eukaryota; Viridiplantae; Streptophyta; Magnoliopsida; Solanales; Solanaceae
Source: RefSeq, a predicted model, not a curated record
AUGGCAUUUACGAAGUGUUACACCAUGUGUGGUAGGAAUCACUUUGGCGUCUGUCGCGAAGGCUCCACGGGUUGUUUCAAGUGUGGUCAAAUUGGGCAUUCCAUGAGAAUAUAUCCAAAUAUUAAGCAAAGCAGUGGGAAUGGGGGCAAUAGAUCUCAAUCUUUAUCAGCAGCUCCAACAGACAAGGUUGCACCUAGGGAGCUACUUCUUGUACUGGCCGAGAAACAAACAACUUUGUAUGCUCCUAAUAAUCGCCAAGAGCAAGAGAAUUCACCAGAUGGUGUCACUGGUAUGAUUCGAGUCUUUGACUUUACUGUUUAUGCAUUAUUAGACCCAGGGGCGAUUUUAUCUUUUAUAACUCCUUAUGUUGCAAUAAACUUUGAGAAUAUUUCCUGA